This is a messenger RNA of Ostertagia ostertagi, 1098 nucleotides long. The record is from the annotation of a GenBank genome assembly. NCBI's taxonomy places the organism in Eukaryota, Metazoa, Nematoda, Chromadorea, Rhabditida, Trichostrongylidae.
AUGAAAGAAGGAAAAGAAUCAAGUAAUGUAAAGAAGAAACGAAACAUGUUCAUUGGAACAACGAAGAUAGUUGUUCCUCGGCCGAGGACUACCAUUCAGAGCUUCAUGAAGGAUGGGAUGAUUGACGACUGGGAAAUGUUCGAAAAUCUUUUGGAUUACUCAUACAGUGAAGUUCUCCAUAGUGAAACUCAGUAUCAUCCUGCUUUAUUCACUGAGAGUGCGUGGAAUGAUAAAACGAAACGAGAGCGUUUGACGGAGCUGAUGUUCGAGAAAUACAAUAUUCCAGCUUUCUUUUUGUGCAAAAAUGCUGUUCUAACAGCGUUUGCAAAUGGCCGUACCAGCGGUCUCGUGGUUGACAGCGGUGCGACACAAACUUCCGCAGUUCCUGUCUACGAUGGCUAUGCUGUAACCCAUGCCGUCGUGCGAUCUCCAAUCGGUGGUGAUGUGAUAUGCGAGCAGCUGCAGCACAUGUUGGAUGAACAGAAUAUAGAAGUAGUGCCUAUUUAUAAAAUUGGUGGAAAGGAAGAAGUUAAUGAGAACGAGCCACCUCGUUGGACUAAAAGAAAAAACCUACCCGAGGUUACAGAGAGCUAUGAUAAGUUCAUGAAGAAACAGCUCCUCGAGGAUAUGGCAGUUUCCGUUUUGCAAUUGUGUGAUACACCCCUUGAUGCAGAAUACGCUGAGAAGUUACCGUCUGCACCGUAUCUUUCCGAGGAUGGUUUCACUAAGGAGUUUCUUGCUGAGCGCAUAAAAGUGCCGGAAAGCCUUUUUGAUCUCAAGUAUCUUCGUAAUAUGCCGGCAACUCAGUCAACUUUACUCAAUGUGACGCAGAUAGCUACUACUGCAGCAGGAAUGUGCGAUAUCGACAUACGACCGGUAUCACCUUUGUAUUGCGGACACAUUAUACAGUGGCUCAUGGUUACUGGUGGAAAUUCACUCAUUCUUGGCUUCACCGAACGGCUCAAUCAUGAUCUGGCACACAAGUGCCCUCCAACCAUUAAACUUCGUGUGUCUGCCGCGCCCACACCUAUGGAGAGGCGGUUUGGUGCUUGGAUUGGCGGGUCAAUCUUGGGAUCACUGGUUUGUUUCUUAGACAAU